GCGGUUGAGAUAGGUUUCAUUCCCUAUUUGACUAUGUAUAGCGAUGGUAGAGGCUGACGCGUCCUUCCGCAAAGUAACGAGCUCUAUACUGGAUUCGUCGACAGUGUUUUGUUUAGUGAAUAUGGACAAAUUAGUGCUCUUUGUGGCUGGAAUGAUCAUUGCUUGUGACUAUGUAGUUGCUGUGGAAGAAGAUUGUACAGAUUUCCAAGGCAAAACUGUAGAGCAUGGAGUAAUGUAUGUACCUGGUCCUGCUGUGUGUACCAUGUGCGUUUGCUACCAUAGUGAGCCAAUGUGGUGUCAAGCCAUAUACUGUGAUCCACCCUACUUUUGCAAGAAAUUUCGUGUUGGAGAACGGUGCUGUGAAUUUAUAUGCUUGGACCCACCUGGAGACACAGCUUCAAGAAUGCUGGAGGAGUAUAGAAGGAAGCUAGCGAGGAACAACAGUACUAGGCUGGAUGCUAGUUUAGUAUCUGCUCUUAUAUUUAAUUUAGUACAUUAUUUGUGGAGUGUAUCAAAGUAUGUUUGAAUGAAGUUGUCUAAAAUCUU
Molecule: messenger RNA, 546 nt
Organism: Acanthoscelides obtectus
Lineage: Eukaryota; Metazoa; Arthropoda; Insecta; Coleoptera; Chrysomelidae
Source: the annotation of a GenBank genome assembly